AUGCCUAAUAGAUGUGUAGAUGGUGGUUGUUCUAAUGUUCCUGACCCUUCACAAAAUAUCGGUCUUCAUAAAUUUCCCGAAGAUAACGAUUUAGAGAAAAAAAGACAACGACUUUGGGUUGCAUUUGUGCGGACAAAAUGUGCAAAAUGGUCGCCAACAGCAAACUUCCGGCUCUGUUCACAGCACUUUCAAACCGAAGAUUUUCAAAGUCCAUUUGUGACUAUACCUGGAACGGAUUUCGUUAGUCGAUCAGUAUUACAAAAAGGUGCUGUUUCUUCGAUUCAUAAGACUCCUGAACCCAGCAAUUAUGACAAACAUGGCCAAAGCCAAGAUGGUGUUGAUCCGACUCAUCCAAGUUCAACGAAAAAGCAUCACCGUGUAAGUACAAUAUUCUUUAUUCACUCCGCUUUAUUCAUUCACAUGCUCUGUAUAGUCAACUCACAAACAUGCCCUUCUCGUUUAGAUUGGCUGUAAGAGAACUACUAAAAGAAAAUGUUGCCAAAACCAGUGAGGCCGAAGGCACAGCUAGUACAUCAAAAACAUCCACAACUGACUAGUUCAUGUUGGAGCCUGGCUUGGUUGAUCAUCAAACGGUGACAUCUAACAGCCUUUAUUCCAUCCAACAACCUUUAUCUCUAAGUUGAACUAUUCAAAUUUGCAAAUUUACCAUUAGAAAUGUUUGCUGAAAAUAUAUCACAAUUUUUUCAAUUAUUACUUUCUAGACUGAAGAGGCUUCCUGCCAAAACACCAGAGUGUUUAGGUUGUAAGAAAUUGAAAAGCCAAAACCACCAACUCUGCAAUAAGAUUAUUGAUCUUAAACUAAAACUCCAAGACAAGGAGGCUGCAAUACAAAAACAAAAAGGUGAGAAUACCUCAACAUCAAAAGCACAACAAUUUUCAUGGGUAGAAGCACAACAAUUAUCAUUGAACUAGACACAAAUAGUUCUAGGGGUGACGUUUUUCAGGGGGUGCAUUAUUCUAUCACUGAUGUGCACAGUCUUUCACAGUGUAAUGUUAUAUUAGUGCUCUAUACUAUAGUUAGCAUCUUCUACUACAGAGAGUAUAGAUGAGAGUAUGGCCAAAGUAGCUUCUAUGAAGGAGAAAUUAGAAGACAAAACCUUUGUAAGCAGUGAUGAAGAAAUGGACAUUGAAGAGGAGCCUGACUAUUCAGAAGUUUCUUCUCCUGAACCAAGCUUGGCUUCUGGUACUGAAUCUGCUCCAGAAGCAGAUUUGUCAGAAUCAGACUUGUCUUCCGAUGAUGAAGAACCACAAGUUUUAAAUGGCAGCACUCCUCCCUGGCUUGACAAGCAAAAUCAUCUGGCAUUAGACAGAGUUAAAAAACAAAGUAGGGCACAUCAGUGUAUACAUACAUCAAGGCUUUCCAUCAGGACAUUAAAGUUUUUAAAAUUUUCUAUGGGCAGUUCCUGCAGUAAAGAUCAGUAAAUUGUGCACAUAAUAAAAUGUUAACAUAUUAAUAAAAUGUCAAGUAGGUAGAAGGAGUAUCUGUUAUGGGAAUGUAAAAGCAUCUAACAUGGUUCCAUAUUUCCCACACCCUUAGGAUAAGAAGGAAAAAAUUUAUGUCCUGCUUGAUGUCUGUCACAUGUUAAAGUUGGUGCGGAAUACACUGGAGAAGGAGGGAUAUUAGUAACAAAUUGAAGAUGGCUCACAUCAAGUGGAAGCAGUAAAAGAUGAAGGUCAACUUGGCUGCACAAGCUUUUAGUUCAAGUGUCGCUGAUGCUAUUGAGUACUGUGCCAACGAAUUGGAACUCCCACAAUUUCAAAGUAGUGAAGCAACAGUGAAGUUUUUAUGCAUUUUGACCGCCUGUUUGACAUCCUUAAUUCCAGGAAUCCACUUGCAAAAGGUUACAAGUCACCACUUCCAGGGUUUUUUCAGGGACUUUUUAGUACUGUUAAACGGCCCCAAAAACUCAAUCUUCAAUUGAGUUUUGAAACUCAAUCUUCUCACCAAAACGGUUCAGCGCAGUUAAAAUGAAGUUGUUUGAGUUAAAUUGGUCACAGAUGGAUAUUAUUUUUCAGUUGGAAACCCAAGAAUUAAGAAAAAAAUGGCUGGAAAUAAUUUCACAACACAAGGAAAACUACCCAUUCACCAUCUUUAAUCAGUUUAUAGUGUCCCUUAGCGUCCCUGCUGUAUUGCAUUGCGUCUGAUCCAUUGUUAACAAGAUUUAUCCAGAGUGAUCCUGAAUAAACGCUUUUUCUGCUUAUGAUCCUUCUGGGAUCAUAUAACACGACGUAUUACCUAAAUGAUUACAAAAACCGCGGUCGCAUGGUGUGCACAUGUCAUUCGAUGCUUUUUUUUUAAAGGACGACAAAUACAUUUUGUUUCAAGUAAGUGAAUAGCGAUAGUUUAUGAAAUAUAUUAAUAGUUUUAAAUUAAAAACAUAAUUUUUUCAAGUAGUUUUUUUCGUUCGAAUGUUUGAUCUUAUAAGUUAUUCACUGGAAGUUUCAGGCCACUAGUUGGGCAACUAAUUAAACACCUGGACAUGGUGUAGACUAGACAAUAGAAAACGUUUUAUGUUUGAGGCAAUGGGGAAAUCAAAGCAAGCUGAAAAAUCGCACAAUUAUCCAUCAGAAAAAAAGAGGUACUCAACAAGUCGAGCCGGCGUUGGGGGAAGAAGAAAAAAAAAAGAAACGUGUCAAGCCAAAAAGCAGACUUAUUUUGAUUUACUUAAAAAGAAACAGAAUGAAGGUUUACAGUAUUUUUUCUUUUGGUUCAGUUUAUUAUUUGCAUGACCCGCCCAUGAGUGAAGAUUUUUGUGAAGUAAACUUACUAUAGCUAUAGUAUUGUUAGCAAAAUGAAUGAAUUUAUAACUAAUUUCUCUUAUUACUUAGCGAAGAAUAAUGAAAUUUUGAAUGAUAAUAGUGUAACACCACUCCCACAAAGUAGCUGUUGUAAGUCUCAGACAGUAUUGUAGUUUUCACGCAAUGUCAAUAAUGACAGACUCUUUACAUUGUUUUUUAAUUAGUUUUCAAUCAAUAUUUAUUUUUAUCAGUGUUUUUCAUCAAAUUUGAUGAGAAAACAGACGUGAGUUUAGUUGAGUGGUUUCGGUUUUGGCCUUGUCAGUAAUUGACAUGCACAAAAUGUUAUAAGAAUUUUUUUUUAAUGCGCGGUUUUCCUUCAGCAACAAUUGAAGAAGGUAGCUGUGCCGAGCAAGUUAACGUUAAUACAUCCAAAGGUGAAUCUGGAAGUGUUUUACUUCAACGUACGUUACGGUUUGUUUUAGUUAGCUUAUUUGCAUGAUAACAAAAACGAACAACUGACAACAUAUUAUAUUAUUGGAAAUAAAAUUAAUGUUUUUAAAAGUUCAUCGGGUUUAUUGCAAAUUUUGCAAUCGAAAAUACUAUGAGUGACAAUGAGACUCAGGGGGAAAUAACUGGCGAGUCUGGAUUUGAUAAAGACAAAAAAAGUGAAGAAUCUAAUGAAUCGUCCGAAUGUAAGAUGUUUGAAUACUGUCUAUGAAACUAUGUUCAGUUUGAGGACUUCCAAAAGAAAGACACUGUUGCUCUUUCUUUACCUUACAGCUUCCAAUUCCGAAUGCAGUUCUGAAAAUGAUUCCUCUAGUUCUGAAUGUGAUUCUGAUGACGUGGCUAAUGUUGAUAUGAACAAGUCCGACUCAGGGUAUUAAAACUUACUUAGAAACUUGCCUUGGCAGCACGGGAAAGAUUAGGAAAUAAAUUGUCAAAAUAAAACAUUGCUUUAUUUAGGAUAAUUGAUGGACGAAUUACAAUACCCGAUUAUAGAAAGUUCUCUUUGGAAAAAUAUGUGAAGGAGUUUCCAUGGUUAUACUAUAAUGUCACCGAGGAAGGUUAUAAAUGCAACGUAUGCGAGAUGUUCCCACCACCACAGAUUCCCGGAAGCUCUAAAUACUCUUUUGGAAAGCGAGCUGUGAAGUCUUUGACAGAUCACCCGAGAAGAUACCUUACGAAGCACCAAAUGUCGAAAAUGAAACAUUUAAAAGCUGUGGCACAGUAUGAAGGUAACAUGCAUAAUAUCGCCAAUCCAUGGCCUGUCCUGUACCCAUGAAGUCAGACACGGUUUAACAGUUUUUCAAAUUUAAUCCUAGAUUACAAAUCCCAAUAUACACUUCAGGCUCUUCACGAUAAGCAAGAAAAGAAAGCCGUCCAAUGCAGUGAGAUUACUAAAGCGGCCAUAGUCAAGAUACUGAAAACAAUAAUUUUUAUGGUAAAAAAACAUUGGGCGCAUACUUCGAAUUUCGAAGACUUUGUGAGGUUUAUUGGAGAAGAACUGGAGGAGAAAAUUUUAGCAGAGUACUUAAAGCUUGUAGAAGAUCACAAAAAUGCAACAUAUCUCUCGCCUAACACUGCAGCAUUAUUUGUGAAAGAAAUAGGGAGUUAUAUGAAAGAGGAAACGAUUACAGACAUGAAAAUAGAAGAAGACUUUACGCUUCUCCUUGAUGAAGCCACAGAUGAGAACAAUCGAUCCAAACUUUCCUUAAUUGCUCGUGUUGUAGAGAGUGGUGAAAUUAAGAACAAAUUUCUAGCCCUUCUUUACCUGUCUAGAUGUGAUGCGGAGUCCAUUUUCACGAAAAUUACGGAUUACAUGACCAAUGAAGGCUUGGACAUAGCGAAAACAAAAUUCUCUGGUAUGGAUGGAUGUUCUGUAAUGUCAAGUACAUAUAAUGAAUGACGUCAAAGCAUAUUUUGAAAGAAGUUCCAGCCACUUAGUGUAUAUUCACUGCAGAAACCAUAGACUGGCACUAUGUUUUGCCCAUCUCAUCCUACAAUAUAUAGAUUUUACCAAGUUUGACAGUUUGUUACUCAAUUUAUUCUUGUUGCUUAACUCAUUCUCAUCCGGUUGAAAAGUAGCCAUUUCGAGUAGUGUUGUUUCAAACGCUUAUAUCUCUCAAACUAUACAUCGCACGGAAACAGAAAUUGCAUCGUUCGAAAGAGGAGGACUUCUGCUUUCCAACGAUACCAAUUUCAAUUCCAUGCGGAGCUUGGUUAACGAUUUACUCGCAUAAAUUUGCAUAAAUUAUGAUAUAAAAAAAUGUUGCAAUUAUGCAUAAAUGUAUUUAGCGGUUCAAAUUUCAAAUAUGUCAAAAAAUUUUAUGAGUAUGACUGAAAGACACGGUUAUGAUCUACAACUACCCGAAGUUUCAUGCAUGUAGCAUAAAUAGAAAUAUUUUUAUUGAAUUUUUAUAUAAACUAGGUAGUGGAGUAAAAUUUACAUUUUGUGCUCACAUGAAACAAAUACCUUUAUCAAAGGUCCUUUUUUAUUGCUGCAACAUGUUAUCAAUACAAAUUUCCAAUAUUUCUUACUCUCCAAAGAUAUUAUGGCACCAAAAUAAGUCUGUGAUACCCACAAAAGAACACUCAAAUCAUGAUUAGCAAAAUGUCUUUAUUUCUACAAUUACUACAUACAUUCUUAGAUAAUCAUUACACCAUUGACUUUAGUUAUUAGUGGCACAGCCAGCCUCAAGAUUUGGUCAUGCUAUUCAAAUUUGAAAUAAUCACUACUCAUUUGUUUAGAAAUUGAUUGUUUUCACAAUCUAGAACAUGAAAAUAUUUGCAAAUAGCAUGACCAAGUGUUGUUGGGCUGGCAUCAUCAUAAUUAGUAGUUAUAAAAAAGUGAUGUUUUCCAAUGCAGUAAUGUUUGCUAAAGCAGUAAUGUUUGCCAAAGCACAUAAUUGGAUUAUGUGGUGAAAAUAUUUCCUUUGUAUUGUACUACAAAAGACCUAAGACUGUAACCAAACUGGUAUCAGAUCACCACGUCAUACCCAAAUCUGUUGCGAUGAAUAUCUGGACUUCUUCCUGUAUAAAUUUCAAAGUCGCAAUAUAACCAUUAGGAUUGUCUGCAGCAACCCACAGAUUUAUUCCCCACAUAGUAGGUCAUCUAGCUUUCAUGAACUGCCUAACCCCCAACCUAUUUCUUGAUUUGACAGUGUGUUUGUCUGCAACAACAAUAUUCUGUGACGGCUGGUACAGUUGUUGAUGCAGUUUAUUGCUGUAGUCUUUAGUACAGGAUCUACCAUAUUCACAAACGCCAUAAGCGCUUUGUACCUAACCCGAGAAAUUAUGUCUAUUGCCCACAGACCAUGAUAUAAGGUUUUUACACUCCAAUAAUUUUCAAUCUCACUGUAGACCUUGAGCAAACCUGCAUAUUAUACUAAAAGGCAAUCAACCUCUCAAGGUUGGUGGACUGCAAGACCCUUUUUUAUUAGUAUAUGGGGAUAACUUUUGAGUUAUUUGUAUGUGGGCAUAUGUAUUGGUAUGGCCAGGAAACUACCUCCUGAAGCAUUCCCUUAGUAAAAAAGAGUCGAAUGAACUCAAGCUCACAGUUCAUUGAGCCAAAUGAACUCAAGCUCACAGUUGAUCGAAAUGGAUCCCGGACAUGUCAGUGAGGAGCAAAAUCUGGGAGAACAUUCCUGGCGUCAGGAUCAUCAUAUCCGUCAUGUACUAUGGGGCCUAGUGGGGAUGCUAGACAGGGAGCUUUCGAAACCUUAGGUCCUAAUGGCUGGGCUUCCCUCUACCUCUACUCAUCCCCCUACCUUCCCUUUGGGUUGGUGAGUGGGGUUCUCAUGACUCAUCAGAACUCUACUUCCCUGAGGCUAUGAAACAGGAACAGCAGAUAGGAACAGCAGAUAGGAACAGGAUAAAUAUAUUCAUCAGUGCGAAUAAAAACUUUUAUAGACAUGGUGCCACUUAAAAUUAUAAUAAGAGCCAACUAGUAAGAUAUAAGUAUGAAUACUUGGCUAUUAUGUAUGUAACAAACAACCAAACAUGUGCUCAAGGCUCAUUUUACUUCGCCUAGGAAUCAGAGAUUUUUAUGCCUAAAACACCAUAAAUUUUCAUCAACAAUAUAAAUAAAUACCAUUUAUAUUUGUCAAUUUCAGUAUGAAACGAUUAUUUCAACACAAAAAAGCGAUAUGAGGACAUACUUGGUCGUACUAGUGAAGCCAUACUAAAUACAAAUAAAUUUACAACGCCAUGGCAACGGCAAAACAUUGAAAUAGAAAUUGUCUAGAAAUGAUACAAAUACUUGCCUUGAAACUCCAGACACGACUCCCAAUGCCAGGUUGAGAUACUUGUCUUCAUACGAAGACAUUCCAUCAUUACUAGCACUAUCAGUUUGCAAAAUAAAGCCAAAAACGUCUUCAGAAUGCGAUUCAAGCAAAACUACAACACAAUACAUUUCAACGCUCGUGCGUUCCUGUGCGCGAUAAUCAGGAAAAUUGCUCUAAAAGAUUUGUUUUUCUGCCUAAGCCAAUCAAAAUCCGUAUCUAGGGUAAACAAACACUCCGGAAGUGAUUCCUGCAGUCUUUUACCAGGAAACUGUAAUGCUUUACCAAGAAUUUGGCGUCCGAAGUUGGCCGAACACUUUCCGAUCACGAGAAUUGCCAUAAUAGGCUUAGAUUAUUUUGCAAUUUCCCGAGACUGCUCCGAGCUAUAGAAUGGAAGAUGGCGAUUCUUUUGGUAUAUUUGUUAUUAUUAUACGUUGAAAAGAAGCAAAAAGACGAGCAUUUGAAUCAGGCGGGACAUUCAAAAUGCAACAGCAAAAUUGAUGAUGUGUCAUUUGCAUAAAUUUCACCGCAUUGAUCAUUUCAAGGUAAGAAAUUCCCUUGAAAUUGAGCGAGAAACAAUAAAAUUAUAUGAAUAUUUCUGAAUAUAUAGUAUCGAUCAAGCGGAAUUUUUUGGUGGUAUUUUCGUAUGUCUACUGCAAAUACUCGCGAAGUUCUUUAAUAUUUAAUCUUCCCGUCAUAUACGUCGGAAAUUAAUAUUGGCGGAUCGAAUUGAGUUAAGCAUAGCAAUGUCAAAUCGGCAAUAUUUGAAGAAGUGCAACAAGCUUACAGCAUGAAAUCGCUAAAACUUAUCAAAGCCGUAGUGACGUGAUGGCUAAGUCAUGGGAAAGCUGCAGAACACGUAUUGGAACGCUUUGAGCCGUUGAUCGCAGCAUUGGAAGCUAUUUAUAUAAGAAAGCAGGAACCAGCUGUGAGGUAAUAAGUUUGUCGAUAUUCAAUAACCCUUUAAUUCAAUCAUGUACGAAGUUCAAGUUACCAGCAAAGUUUGAGAUUAAAAUAACAUUCAGGCUGGCUUAGUUAUUUACUUGGUCUUAAAUCUUCCAUUGCUUCUUGAACUUUUGAAAAACAUUUGAAAACUUAAGUAAAGAUUUAGCCAUAAUUUUAAAUUAAUCUAUGACUAACUUCGCCGCGGUCUUAUAUAGUACUUUUUGCCUCAUAGUGAUACAUUUAUCUUUUAGGGGUCUCAGGGAUGAUUUAAUCGAUCCACAAAUGAUAGCAACCACGUGCUUUCUCGCUGACAUUAUAAAGUGCACAAACGCGCUGCAAACCGUUAUGCAGACUGCGCGUCUUAACUGGUAUGACAUACCUAGAGAAAUUCGGAAAUUAAUGGAAACACUGACACGAAAAAGUGAUGAUCCAACCUUACCACCCAGCUCCUAUUUUGCCCGUCUAGUUACGUUCUUAGAUGUCGCCUCUCAAUCAGCUGGUGCACGGUAUAAAACAAGGCAAUAUGCUGAAUUUGACACAGAAAACUUUAAGGUCAAGUUCAUUCAGCCGGUAAUUCGUGACUUGACAUUAGAGAUCAACAACGCAUUUGAUGUUCCGGAACAUCUGGAAGGAUUUUCCAUUUUUGAUCCAGGAAAUUUACCUGAAAAUUCAAGUGAAUUGGCAGCUUAUGGCACUGAUGAGUUAGCAGCUCUUGCAAACUUCUAUGGCACACCACAUAUCUCCACUGACGGGAGAAGUUUUCCACCACUUGUUGAUAGUAUUGCUCUACAAGAGCAAUUUAAAACAUUUAACGAAUUCGCGUUCAAGACGAAGUUAAAGUGGGAAUCAAAAUUUGCUGUUGAAUGUGAAGGAGCAAGAGCUUUUGAGAGAAACCGAGAUACUCAAGCAACAAAUGCCUAUUUUGAGUAAGAACAAAAUUGCCAAAAAGAAACAAAGAAUUUCCAAAUUAGAGAAGGAUGUGAAAGAUUUGCAGAAUAAUCAAAUUUUCACUUCCGAAACGUUGUUAAAAGUUUGGAUGAAUGAUGAAGCAGCUGAAAGACACCCUGAAAUAACGAGAUUGAUGACGGAGGCGCUGAUACCGUCCAUCAACCGCCGAGGUCGAACGUUCAUUUUCUUUAAUAGAGAGUUUUAGCUUGACGUUUAGGGCAAACGUCAAACCGCUAACGAAGUUUUUGAUUUUACAAGUCUAUUAUAACAAGUUCUUUGUAUGUUUGCAUGGUGAUAAAAUAUAAUAGGUUUUGUUUGUGGAAACACCACGUAAAUUUAUUACUGCAGCACUGAUGAAGAUCCGGGCUUACGGAUCGAAAGCUUUGCAGUAAUAAAUUUACGUGGUGUUUCCACAAACAAAACCUAUUCUAUUAUAACAGCUUAUAACAGGUUAUAUCAUCUUGGCAAAGAAGCUACACAAGAUGCCUGUGGAAACAUAAUACGAAAGAAAUUAAACAAACUUGUUCUCUUUAACAAUCAAUAACAAUUAACAUUUACAACACAUCGUAUUGAGUCAUUGUUAAUUUGGAUUUAAAACUAUUUGAUUAUCACUUGUCUUCCUACUUUAAAACAUAUAAAACGUCUCGACAAGUCAAAAUUGACAUUAAACUGUUCCUUAAUUAAUUCUAUAUAUAAUUAUAAAAGCAAUAUUUUAAAACUAACCUCAGCACGCUUUUGUUCACAAUCUAGCUGCUUCAUUUCUUCAAAUUUCAUGAGAAUAUUCGUCCAGUAACAGUAAUUCUUGUAUAUUUUUAGUUUAUUUUGUAUGAAAGUCGCAAAACAAGCUUGUGUUGAUAAACAAAGUCCGAGGCUCUCAACUACUUCAAAGUUGUAAAUCCCGUUUUGCGGCGUUAUAAAGCCAUAAUACUCCAAAUUUUUUGCUCAAAAUUCUUCUUGUAUGCUUCUAUCUUUGUGAUUGUAAAAUUGGCCCGGUUGGAAACGUAGCAAAGGUAAAAAACGCGAAAAACUACCGUCUGUAAUACAAAUCUAUACCAAAGUGGGGCCCCAGAAUCGGGUGGCGGCCGGUGACUUCCGGCUUCACUUUUGUGUAUACUAUAGAUGCGUUAUCCAGUCUUAGUUCAGAUCAGUGGUGGGAUUAUGUUUGACUCUCUCUUGUUUCAAAUGUUCCCUUAAAAUCUCAAUAGGAUUUAGGUCUGGGGGUUCAGGAGGAAAUCCGUAACAACCAGUUCACCCUUCUCUUGCUCCCUAAUUAUUAAAUUUUUUUUACAAAACAAAAAUAUCACUCCAUCCUUCAAAAACUCAUUAAUAAUUCAUGAAGCAAUAAUCCAAUCUUGAGUAAGAAAUUAGUCACAUGCAUACGUCUUUAUACCAGCUAAAGAACACUUUAUUAUGCAAUAAUACAAAAGACGAUUGUUAUGCAAACUAUAUAAAGAUUUUUAUAUAAAGAUUUUUCAUAUUCAGAUUUUAUUUGUUAUGCAAACGUUUUUGAAGCCAUUUAAAAAACUCGCAGGUCGUGUUUUAUUAGGUCUAAACCCACUCGCGCUGCACGCUCAUGGUUUUAAACCUAAUAAAUACUCCUGCUCAUUUUUUUAAAUAGUACUUCAAAGACAAGCCCUACCUUCUAGCUUAAGGUUGUGUGAAAGGGAAUGUGUGUUGUAACAGGAUAUUAAUGAUCUGAAACACACUUCUCACGUGUGUGAAAAAUUAUUUAAGAAGGAAACAAGAGAAAGGCAAUCUGGUUGUUAUGGAUUUUCCACCUCAAUCUCAGGAUCUAAAUCCUAUUGAGAAUUUAUGGAAUCAAUUGAAAUGAGAGAAAGUGAAACAUGAUCCCACAAGUACAGUAAAGGAGGUCACAGUCGUCACACAAAGUAUUAAAAUAAUGUUCACUUGGCUAAUAUAGUAUAAUCAAUUACAACGUUGAUGUAAAUCCUAAUUCAAUGCACAUAUAGUGGUGUUUUGUGUAAAAAUACAUUGUCCCUGAGCCAACGGCGUGAAGCGUCGUGCAAGAGUACUAAUCCCCCCUGGCUAUUUACACCCGGGGAAACAAAAGCAUUAGUGGAGUCUAAAGUUCAUCAAUAAUCGCGGGUGUGGGUGACCAACGAUGGGUGGUCAUCCUCACUGAUCUCAAAAAUAUGGCGGACUGUCAUGAAUAGCGGACACUGAUUGGUCCAAUUUAAAGUUUGCAUUAUAACGACUGCAAUACUGCAUGACAACAGCGAAAUAGCAAACAUUUCUUGAUUUGAAGAUUGACAAAUUUCUUGCAAAUAUAUUUCAUUUUUGCUUGCAUUUUUGCAAGAUUUUGUAAAUUUCAAAAGCCUUCUCAGAAAGAAAGGGUGAAAGAAUCGGCCAAAAAAAGGGUGCCGACGUUAACAAAGGUAAGUUUGUUUUAAAUAUUGAUUUUAUAGUAGCUCUAAAACCCGACGGUAUAUGAAACAACUACACAAGAUAUGAUUUCAGAUAUGAAACAACUACACAAGACAGCAUAUAAUUUCAGUGUAUCUUUAAUAUUGAUUCCCUUUUUUAUUAUAUAGAAUUUUUUAAAGCCCAAUUUUUUUAAUGCCCAGAGAGUGGGCUCACAAUAACAAUCAGUUUGUUUUGAAAAUAUACAGUGCAGCUUAUUGCGCGUGCACAUAAUUACCUGUAUUUCCAAAUAUUUUGCUCUUGGCGUCUCAAGAUGGCAGAAAAUGCUGAAAGCGGGAAAAAAAAACAACCAAAGUUGAAACGAAACUAUCACUCUUUACGAGACGCUACAAGAAUCUCACUUUUGAAAAUUUCGAGAGGUGGAGGUCUUUAUUGUGGGCUACAGGAUUGUCAAAAGACAAAAAUCUUGCGAAGCACCUUAUGGAUUUUUACGACAUGUGAGUGCAUAAAUUCAUAUAUUUCGGAAAUAAUCAUAUAUACAUAUAUACAUAUAUACAUAUAUACAUAUAUACAUAUAUACAUAUAUACAUAUAUAUAUAUAUAUGUAUAUAUGUAUAUAUGUAUAUAUAUAUGUAUAUAUGUAUAUAUAUAUGUAUAUAUGUAUAUAUUUGAAAUUAUAUACAUAUAAUUAUAUACGACUAUAUUUGAAAUUGUUGAAGUCACUUCAUGGUGAAACCUGCAAACAUCCUGGAUGUUGGAGUACAAUGUUGGAGUAAAACGUUGGAGUACAAGACAACAUAUAUUGGCACUUGUCUUGUUGUCUCAUGGGGAUGCAAUGCAAUUCACUUUGGUGGACGGUGGACAUCACAACCAACAGUCCAUAAAUUAAGAGCAGGCAAUCUUCUUCUUGCAUCUUCUUUAUUGUUAUCUGGUAACUCUUAUACCAAGAUAGGCCUGAUGUUCAAGUUCAUGAACUUGCAGUAUAUUUGCCAAAGUUUAUUUUACCAAUAUCAGAGACUAUACAUUGCCCCAGCUGUCAAUAAAACAUGGAAAACACUUCAGACGAGUUUAUGGAAUACCAGAAAAGGAAAUGAUAUUAUUAUUGGAGGUGAUGGGCAAAAUGACUCUCCUGGUCAUUCGGCCCAAUCCUGUACCUACAGUUUUGUUGAUGCUGAUACCAAGGAGAUUUUGCAGGUCAAAGUCGUUGAUGUAAGAGAAGCCAAUGGCAAAAUUGUCACCAAUGUCACCUAGAAAUAGCUGCUUUAAUGAGUAAGUUGUGUUUUCAUUAUAUAGUAUUAAUCAGGUAAUGCCAAGUCCAUUAUGUGCAUUAAUUCUGCUCAUAACAAAGGAUGACCCACAUAUAUAAAUAUUGCCCAAAUUAAUUUCGCAUCUUUCAAACUUUUUUUUUAAGUCAUUCAUUUUAACCCUUUAAUUGGCAAUGCAUCCUACUUUAUAAUUUUAAUAUGUCUAAUGCCAGACAAUUUUACUCAUCAAGGAGAGAGUGCUGCCACUCGAUGGGUUAAAUCAUAGUUAAUGGAGCGAGAUGGUUUGGAAGCUUCCCUUAUUUUGCGAUGACAUAAUUAUUAUGUUAACCGAUUAAAUUCUAAGGUCAUGUGACGACGAACAACUACAAUCGAAAAAGCGCCAAAAUAUGAUAAUAUAAUAUCGUAGUAAUUUUGAUACACAAAUGCCCAAUUGCGCUUUUUACAAUUGUUUUCACAGUAGGCGGUACAAAAAUGUGAGUUUGUUUCAAAUUCCAGUUCCUCGUAAUUUAGACAGCGAAUUUACUUUUCAUCGUAAGGAAGAAGCAUGAAACGGUUGGAUUAACGCGAUAUUACGAACGAGACAGUUGGAUGCGAACUUGAAGACACAGAUGGAAAACAACAACAUACAUAUUUGUGAGAGUCAUUUUAAAGAGGAGUACAUUGAAAACUUUUCCAAAAGGAAGUCCCUCCAAACUGGUUCAAUUCCAACAGAAAAUCUGCUCGUCAAAAGCUUCGAUCAUCUUAGCACAAGCUUCACUAGUGCGCCAAGAAAAGAACCAGCUCCAAGGCAUGUUUCUCAAGAAACUACAAUUAUAUAUACCUCCCUUGAUAAGUUCGAUGCAUAUUUGAAAAAAAACUGGAAGGUACCCAUAUUUUCAAGGUUCAAAUUGGUUCAAAGAAGGAAAUAACACUGUUAUUGAGUUUAAAGAAAGUGAGUACUUGAUUGCAAAGUUUUCUGUACGUGUCAAAUCUACUCUUAAUUAUACUGUUCUUGUUUAUGGCUGGGCAUUGCCCAAUGAUCAUCCCAUAUACGUUUCAAACGAGCGUUCUUUGCAGUGCUGUAAUUUUAAGACACUUUGUAACGAAAUUGUAUCUCUGGGUAUUUGCAAAGGAACUCUAUUUUCCCUGAAGUCAAGCAAAUCAGUGAAAACACAACUUGUUCCCCUGUUACCAAAUGACUCUUCUCCACAAUAUCGUACAGUUGAAUACUGUCGUGCGCUUUCAUGUCGUGUUCUGGUUUCAUCCAUACUAAGUGACAGUAAACAAUUGCAAUGCGAAUCGUGCAGUCAAGAAUCAAACAGCAAUGUAGGUAACUUCAAUGUGGUUUCUGUUAAGUGUAAAACACCACUGUCAUGCCUUUCCAAAGAACAACUAAUUGCAACUGUAAAAGACACAAGGGUGAAUUUGAAAGAAGCCAAGCUGAAGUGUGCACAACUCGAAAGGAGAGUACAACGAAUGGAGAAUGAGAUCAAACAUCAUGGUAUUAGAAUAGAAACUGGUUUGGAGAAAGAACUUACAAGUAUCAUCACUAACACAUCAUUAGAAGCAACUCCACACAUGAAACUUGUAUGGGAGCAACAGAAGAAAGCACUGAAUCAACAAUCAAACUUUGGUAACAGGUGGCAUCCACAUUUUAUACGGUUCUGUUUGUCUAUUAUUCAAAGUCGCCUAUUGUUUACCAAGAAUUGAGAGAUUCUGGAACAAUGCAGUUACCUAGUUCCAGAACUUUGAGAUCCUACAGAAACAACUUUAAACCAGGAGCAGGGUACUUGCCUGAGAACAUCAAGUCAUUGAUUUCCAGAGCAAAGGGUUUCCUGGAUAAAGACAGGUGGAUUGUUGUCAUGUUUGAUGAGAUGAAGAUUAAAUGUAAUUUAGUGUUUGAUAAACAUUCUGGACACCUGAUUGGAUUUGUGGAUCUCGGUGAUCCAGAUAUCAACUAUUCAACAUUUGAUAAAAUUGAACCAGCUACCCAUGUACUUGCUUUCUAUGUCAGGGGAAUAACCACUAAAUUGCAGUUUAUGCUUGGUUACUUUUUCACCUGA
Paramuricea clavata is the source of this 14622-nucleotide messenger RNA. Lineage: Eukaryota; Metazoa; Cnidaria; Anthozoa; Malacalcyonacea; Plexauridae. The record is from the annotation of a GenBank genome assembly.